UCCUUAACGUGCCAGACUCAGAUCUCUAUUUAAGAAUGUUUCGGGAAAAUUCAUAGCUACCAUAUCUCUUUCAUCAAUUUUUCCGAAAUUAAGAAAACAAGACAUACCUUAUAGAUUGGAUCAUAAUUUGAACGUUUGUGACAUAAAUUGGAUCAACAUUAACUUGCAAGUUUUGAUGUUUUAAAUGCUCGGAGACAGAUUUUAUUGUAUAGUAAUAGUAAUUCUUCUCGGAUUGCUUGAGGUAGAAGAGAACUUUAUUUGUAUGGUAAAUUUUUGUAGGCUCGAUCAGGAUUGUCUCUAGUAGAAGAUAUUAAUAUGCAAGCGGUGGGGAGGCUUGGCAGCUUCAUCAGCCGCGGUGUCAACACCGUUUCAGGGACGUUCCUCCCUUUCGGUGGCGCGGUGGAUAUUGUUGUGGUUCAGCAGAAGGAUGGGAGCUUCAAAUCCUCUCCAUGGUAUGUAAGAUUUGGGAAAUACCACAAGGUUUUUAAGGAAGAGGAGAAGGAAAAGAUAGAGGUUCAUGUCAGUGUCAACGGUGUAGAACCUGAUUUCAACAUGUAUUUGAACCGUAAUGGGGAAGCUAUUUUCCUCCAUCAUGCAGAUACACAAGAAGAAGAAGAAGAAGAAGAGGAGGAGGAGGAAUCUACGCUUUUUGGUGGUGAAAGUGAAACUGAUGAUAUCACAUCACCGAGUGGUAGGAGGCAUUUCAAGUCCAAAAGUUGGAACUUUGAUUCACCAGACAAGUCAAAUUCAGAUGCUAAGGUUGUUGUGGGAAGGACUAAGUCUCGCCGUGCCCGAAUUCUUGGGCUUGUGUCAAGGUCUUUGAGAGGGGAAGGUGGAGAUGGUGAUGUGAAUGGGGUGGAUUUGAGGGAGCGUGCCGAGAUUGCAGCCAAGUUGUUGGAGCUGAAGUGGUCCACCAAUCUCAAUUUUGAUCAUAAACUACCUUGUAGGGAUAGGAAGAAGACUAGGGGUGAUGCCUUGGACAACGGUUUGCCUUUACCACCGCGUAAAAUGAAGGAGGAAGCUCGUUCUUGCAGUGAUCAAGAUGGCAUCAGUUCCAAGCCUGUGUUUAAUGAGAUGUUGUGCCCUGCAAGUGCAGGAUGUGGAGAUGUUCGUGUCCAUGCUCAGGAGGUCUUGCAUGCUGCAACUCUAAUGCUACCUGAGGUUGCACAAAGUGAGGAACUCACUAAGAAUUCUGACAUUGGGAGGCCAGCAAUAAAGGCCUCUGAGUUACAUUCUCAGCAAAGAGAUUGUUCCCAUUCUGGUAGGAGUGAUGCCGGGGAUGUUGUAAAAACACCAAAGUUUCGAAAAUCUCAAACUAUCAAUCUUGGUCGAAGAGAUUUAGUUAAGAAGGUUAGUGCUAAUACUCCAACGUCUGAACAGCUAGCAUCCUUGAAUCUGAAGGAAGGGAGGAACACAAUAACCUUCAGUUUCCCUACGGUUAAGGGGAAGCAGCAGGUUGAUGCUCACAUGUAUUUGUGGAAAUGGAACACUCGUAUAGUGAUAUCAGAUGUAGAUGGGACAAUUACAAGGUCAGAUGUUCUAGGUCAAUUCAUGCCUUUAGUAGGAAUCGAUUGGUCACAGACAGGAGUUGCUCAUUUAUUCUCAGAUAUCAAGGGAAAUGGCUACCAGCUACUUUUUCUCAGUGCUCGUGCAAUAUCUCAGGCCUAUCAUACCAGACAAUUUCUAUGCAACCUUAAGCAGGAUGGGAAACUUUUACCAGAUGGCCCUGUUGUUAUAUCCCCUGAUGGACUCUUUCCUUCUCUAUAUCGAGAAGUUAUCCGGAGGGCUCCUCAUGAGUUCAAGAUUGCAUGUUUAGAGGACAUUAAGGCACUUUUUCCUCCAGAUUGGAAUCCGUUCUAUGCUGGUUUUGGAAAUAGGGAUACCGAUGAAGUCAGUUACCUUAAGGUUGGAAUCCCAAAAGGAAAAAUAUUCAUCAUUAAUCCCAGGGGAGAGAUUGCUGUAAACCGUCGUUGUUUUGACACAAAAUCAUAUACUUCUCUGCAUUCUCUGGUGAAUGGAAUGUUCCCCCCUACAAACUCAUCUGAACAGGAGGAUUUUAAUUCAUGGAAUUACUGGAAGUUACCUGAGACCUCUUCUGCUACAAAUAUUUGAAAGGGUCUUUUGGCAUUUAUCUUGUUCUGGUGCGAAUGGAUGUGCUGCUCCUAGAAUUAUAUAGUAUGACUAGUGUUGAAGAUGCAAUGCAACAAAUUUAGAACUUAGAUCAUUGAAGAUGGUUUUCAAGUCCUAAUGUCCUGGACCUCUUCAUGUAACCGAUUAGCACUGUGUAACUAAGCUCAAUGACAACAGCAUCAAUCUGUGGAAUUCGAUGUACAUAAUACAUUUUGCACGCGUGCUUCCUGCUUCAGAAUUACAACUUCUUCCUAGUCCAUGGUGUGACAUCAGAUACCAAUAUUGUUUUCUUAUUUGUACGGUUUGUUGUAGUGAUUAAUUUCACUCGAUUGUCAUGGAUAUUGCAAUAAAAAAAUCGUAUGAUGAGAAUCCCAUAAGUUUUUUUAACAUCUUUCUCUUCUCAUUAUCAA
This is a messenger RNA of Glycine soja, 2540 nucleotides long. RefSeq names its product phosphatidate phosphatase PAH2-like. Gene Ontology annotation, molecular function: phosphatidate phosphatase activity. NCBI's taxonomy places the organism in Eukaryota, Viridiplantae, Streptophyta, Magnoliopsida, Fabales, Fabaceae. The record is from RefSeq and is a predicted model, not a curated record. The coding region runs from base 316 to 2112 and encodes 598 amino acids. The transcript is spliced from 11 exons.